Messenger RNA from Eriocheir sinensis (Chinese mitten crab), 1112 nucleotides. RefSeq lists its product as uncharacterized. The transcript is spliced from 4 exons. The record is from RefSeq and is a predicted model, not a curated record. The coding region runs from base 24 to 422 and encodes 132 amino acids. Lineage: Eukaryota; Metazoa; Arthropoda; Malacostraca; Decapoda; Varunidae.
AGGACUCAGGGAACGAAGGAAAGAUGAAGGAUAAGAAGAAGAAAAGGUGGUCGCCCGCACUCCCACCUUGCGCCCAGAAGAAGCAGGAGGAGAAGAGCAGCGGUAGAAGUGGAGGAGGAAAGAAGCGGAAAGAAAAAGUGAUGACGGGACAGGUGCGAGCGGCCGUUACCUUACUUACUUCCUAUCUCUCUACCCUAACGCCAAGGAGGAAGUCGCGUGGCCCAGCAGAUAAGACGGACGGACGCCAGAUGGAGGAAGGAAGCAGUGGUAGCACGGGGUCGCCUCCAGUCAGUCACUCAGUCAGCCGAAGAGUCAGUCAGUCGGGCAGUCAGUUGGUUUGCAGUUCCGUCAGCCCAGCAGUCAACCAGCCAACCAGUCAGCAGGUCAAGUCUUCAGCGUUCAAACCUUCCUCCAGGCGGUAACUCACCCUGCCGGAAAAAUUCAACCCAGCAGGCAAUCCCCAUCCACAAAGCCCAUCAUCCACUCAUUCAUCCACUUACCCACUCAUCCACCAUCAAUCCCCCUACACAACCACCGCAGUCCUCCCCCUCCAUCACCCUCCUAUCCGCUAAAUGUAACUCUACCUGGAAUUGGAGAGAAAGAGAGAGAAAAAUGGAGGCAGCAAACUUUUGACUGAAAAAUAAUGACACAUUGCACCAAUAGAUAUGCUUCGCUCCCCGUCAGUGUGCCUCAUCGAUCUCGCGUGUGUCCCAGUACUGCCCAGCGUGCCCGGAGGAGGAGGAGGAGGAGGAGCACGGGGAGGAGAAGGAGGAGGAGGAGGAGGAGAUGUAGGAGGAGGAGAGGUAGAAAGAGGAGCAAUAGGAAUAGGAGUAACUGAAAGAGCAAGAAGAUGGAAGAGGAGGAGGAUGACUUUGGAGGACAUAGGAAAGGAGGAGGAAAAGAAGAAGAAGGAGGAGGAGGAGGAGGAAGAGGAGGUAGAGGCAGUAGCAUCAGUAAUAGGUGGAACAAGAAGAACAAGUAGGUGGAGUAGGAGGGGAAGGAGGAGAAGGAGGAGGAGGAGGAGGAGAAGGAGGAGAAGGAGGAGGACAAACUAGAUCGUCAUUACCACAAACCAUUUUCCUCCUUUUUCUCCAACUCCUCCACUACAGACU